Molecule: messenger RNA, 996 nt
Organism: Yamadazyma tenuis ATCC 10573
Lineage: Eukaryota; Fungi; Ascomycota; Pichiomycetes; Serinales; Debaryomycetaceae
Product: membrane insertase
Biological process (GO): protein insertion into mitochondrial inner membrane from matrix
Cellular component (GO): mitochondrial inner membrane
Molecular function (GO): membrane insertase activity
Source: RefSeq, a predicted model, not a curated record
AUGUCGCCAGUUCGGUUCAACUCCACAACCCCAACCUCAGAAAUCACCAAUAAGCUCACUCAGUUCACAGAAGAUGCUAUCACCACUUCCACCAUGACCUCUGACCAGCUUGGAUACUUACAGUCGAUAGGAAUGGGAGAGGGAUACGGCCCCACGGCUAUAAUUGAGAGAAUGUUGGAAUUCACCCAUGUGUACACGGGAUUACCUUGGUGGGGCACCAUCCUUGCUGCAACCGUGAUAACCAGAGUUUUCAUGUUCCCAUUGUACAUGAAAGCUUCUGCCAACACGGCAAAGAUGACCAAGAUCAAGCCGCAAUUGGAUGCGACUGCUCAGCAGAUGAGAGUGGCAGAAACCAUGCAAGAAAGAACGGAAGCUUCGUUUGCUAGAACCAAGUUGAUGAAAGAGCACGGCAUUAAGAUGAGCCAUGGGUUCCUUCCGUUUAUUCAGAUUCCUUUUGCAUAUGGGUUCUUUCAGGCACUAAGAAAAAUGGCUAACCAUCCAGUUGAAGGGUUUUCUACACAAGGUACUGCCUGGUUUACUGAUUUAACACAGGUGGAUCCAUACUUGGGGUUGCAAAUAGUAGCCGGUACGAUCAUCAUGGGACAAUUUAAGAUAGGAGGGGAAACUGGUGCCAUGAACAUGAGUCCGGUGAUGCAGAAGUUCAUUUACUUGGCUCCGGUGUUGUCUAUUUUCGUAACUAAAGGGUUUUCUGCAGCCGUGCUUUUGUAUUUUGCGGCCAAUGCUUCCUUUUCUUUUCUCCAGGCCAUCGUGUUGAGAAGCAAGUACUUCAGGAGAUUCUUCAAGAUGCCUCCCAUUCUGAAACCACCUCCAUCGGCAUCUGGUGCUCAGAAUCAGAGUUUAGGUGACUGGUGGAAAGAUUUCUCUAAAACCACUCAGCAGACUACUACUUCUAAGAUGCAACAAUCGGACAGAAAGUUGGCGGCCAUGCAAAAAAGAAGACAAGACACCACUAAGAACUUUAUCAAGAGACGUUGA